AAAGAUGAUUCAGUACUGUGGCUUAAUAAGUCUCGUGGAUUGGCAGUUUUAGAUUUUUGGAUAGUUGUUGUUGUCGUUGUGGUUUUGUUUUUGGAGUUGUGUACCUGUUUACCUAUGCUUUCCUAUCGUACGAUCAUCCGCGCUUAGUUACCUAGGCUAGGGGAAAACGAAGCAGCUUACGAUAUGGCAUCGUUCUUUAGCGCACUCUUACGGCUACUCUUUAAGAGGACACCCCAAGAAGGUCGUAUAGAUGAGGAACAAGGAACACAGAAUGUCGCUCCCACGGUAAACGCCGGGUCGACUACUGCGGCACCAGUCUUGGCGACUAGUUCGAAUGUUCUUCCGCUUGGCCAUCACAGCUACCUUGUGCCGGAGGAUAACCCUCUUCUUUUGUUCCGCCUCAUGGUGGGCAUCAGCACUUCGCCGUAUCUCGGUUACAGCGAAUCGAGCCCGGUGGGAACCCGCCCAGCCGCCAACAUCGGCAUCUACGCUCGCGUCGUCCACUCGGAGCAGAAGUCUAAAGAUCGCUACAAGGUGUUCUCGAUCUUGAUCAACGCCUGCUACUUCUUACAGAUUGUAGUAGCCGCGUCGCUCACAGCCAUGGGCGCGGCAGGGGUUAGCCACGGGGCGGUUACUACCUUUGGCGCCAUCAACACCAUUAUCGCAGGGCUCUUAACAUUUCUCAAAGGAAGCGGGUUGCCGGCACGGCUUAAGUACUACGGAAACGAGUGGAAGAAGAUACGCGAGUUUAUCGAGCAGCGCGAACGUGACUUUUCUCGCACGGGGUGCACGCUCGACGUCUACGAAGUGGUCGCAACCAUAGACCGGAUGUACAAUAAUACUAAGCAAGAGAUCGAGAUGAACACCCCCGAUGGUUACACGUCGGUGACAAGGAACGCGCGGGGCUUUAGGGAUAGCAACGAGAGGGUCGGGGGCGUGGAUGUCUCCAAAAUGGAAGACUUGGAUUAUCGAUUUAAUCAAGGCGUUAAUGGCACCGUGCACAGGAUGGCGGCGGGUCUAGAGAGAAUGGCACGAGACGUUACACAUCAUGUCCAGGAGCAAGGAAGGCAAAUGCAAGAAGUUGCCACCAGGGAAGUCGAAGGCCACGCGGCGGCGCUAGAUCGCGAGGUUGCAGACCGGCGUGCGCAGGCCACCCGAGCGGCCGAGGAGAGUCAACGAGAGGUACAGCAACAGGCGGAUCGCAUAGGACAGGCUGGGGCACAAGCCACGAGGGAGAUAGAAGAGACGCAGAGGACGGCGGUAGGGGAGAUGAGAGCAGCAGCAUCUGCUCAGAUGCGAAGAGUCGCCGACAGCAUAGGCCACCACCAUCACGAUUCAAGACACGAAGGUGAAAAGUAAUUUUUGGGGGGCGAGGAAGAUCAAAAGCUUACGUUAGGGACCUGGUACCUAAGAGAUAAUUACCUACCUCUAAGGUACCAGGUACCUAGCCUAACCUAAGUGACGCCCUCCACGCCCCCCCAUAUAUCGACUCGCAUGUACCUCAGCUACUUCGCCUGGCGAUAUACUCUGUUAUCACCGAAAGCUAAAGCCGCCACCGUCGUCGUCACGGGCCCCUAUGUAUAUGGAGUGGUAGUCGGACUUAGAAUAGUACAUCAUAACUUUC
Molecule: messenger RNA, 1624 nt
Organism: Daldinia caldariorum
Lineage: Eukaryota; Fungi; Ascomycota; Sordariomycetes; Xylariales; Hypoxylaceae
Exons: 2
Coding region: 184-1359 (391 amino acids)
Source: RefSeq, a predicted model, not a curated record